CUAUAAAUAUCCCAUCUAACCUCAAUUUUCACUCCCAGCAUCAACAUCAUUCAUAGAAGCGUAAAUUUCUGAGUAACACCUGACAACAGAAGAAAGAGAGAAUGGAUCAGUUCAAAGGACAACCUCGUCUUCCAAAAUUCGCCAUUCCCAAACUGUACGACAUUAGGCUCAAGCCCGACCUCGUCGAGCACCGUUUCGCUGGAUCGGUCGCCGUCGACCUCGACAUCGUCGCCGGCACCUCUUUCAUCGUUCUCAAUGCUGCCGAACUCUCCGUCACACCCGACUCCAUUUCAUUCACCGUUGGAGAUUCCUCCACGGUUUUUAAGCCUUCGCGAGUUGAGUUGUUUGAAAGUGAUGAGAUUCUGGUUCUGGAGUUCCCGCAGGAAAUACCCGUUGGGCUGGGUGUAUUGUCUAUUCUUUUUGAAGGAAUCUUGAACGAUAGAAUGAAAGGGUUCUACAGAAGUACCUAUGAACAUAAUGGUGAGAAGAAGACUAUGGCAGUUACACAAUUUGAACCAGCUGAUGCCAGGCGUUGCUUUCCUUGUUGGGAUGAACCUGUUUGCAAGGCUACUUUCAAGAUCACAUUGGAUGUGCCUUCAGAGCUUGUUGCUCUUUCCAACAUGCCAGUUGUUGAAGAAAUAACAAAUGGAGAUCUAAAAACAGUUUCGUAUCAAGAAUCACCAAUCAUGUCUACUUACUUGGUUGCUGUUGUAGUUGGUUUGUUUGAUUAUGUGGAAGAUCACACCCCUGACGGCGUCAAAGUCCGAGUGUACUGUCAAGUUGGUAAGGCAAACCAGGGGAAAUUUGCGCUUGAUGUGGCUGUGAAAACUUUGGAACUUUACAAAAACUACUUCGCUACUCCUUACUCUCUGCCAAAAUUGGAUAUGAUUGCGAUCCCUGAUUUUGCUGCUGGAGCCAUGGAGAAUUAUGGUCUGGUUACAUAUCGGGAGACUGCUUUGUUAUAUGAUGACCAGCAUUCUGCUGCUGCAAACAAACAGAGGGUUGCAACUGUUGUAGCUCACGAACUAGCUCACCAGUGGUUUGGCAAUCUUGUUACGAUGGAGUGGUGGACACAUUUAUGGCUGAAUGAGGGGUUUGCAACAUGGGUGAGCUAUUUAGCAACUGAUAGCUUGUUUCCUGAGUGGAAAAUAUGGUCUCAAUUUCUUCAUGAAUCCACGGAGGGUCUUAGGUUGGAUGGACUUGCAGAAUCCCACCCAAUUGAGGUGGAGAUAAAUCAUGCUUGUGAGAUUGAUGAAAUAUUUGAUGCAAUAAGUUAUAGAAAAGGUGCAUCUGUUAUUAGGAUGCUGCAAAGCUAUCUCGGUGCUGAAUGCUUUCAGAGGUCGCUGGCUUCAUAUAUAAAAAAAUAUGCUUGCUCAAAUGCUAAGACUGAGGAUCUCUGGGCUGCACUUGAGGAAGGAUCUGGUGAACCCGUGAACAAGUUAAUGACCUCAUGGACAAAGCAGAAGGGAUAUCCUGUUGUAUCUGUUAAAGUCAAUGAUCAGAAAUUGGAAUUUGAUCAGUCACAAUUCUUGUCAAGUGGUGCUCAAGGAGAAGGCGAAUGGAUUGUUCCAGUAACAUUAUGCUCUGGCACUUAUGAUGUCCGCAAGAGUUUCCUCUUGCAAUCAAAAUCUGAUGCACAUGACGUCAAAGACUUCAUUGGUACCGCAGACAUAAAUGACUGGAUUAAACUUAAUGUGGAUCAGGCUGGUUUUUAUAGGGUGAAAUAUGAUGAGGUGCUUGCUGCUAAGCUUAGAUAUGCAGUAGAGAAACAACUCUUAUCUGCCUCAGACCGAUUUGGCGUUUUGGAUGAUUCAUAUGCACUUUGUAUGGCUCGCCAAGAAUCAUUGACCUCCUUGAUUAACUUGAUGGGAUCAUACAGAGAGGAAGUUGAUUAUACCGUGCUGUCUAACCUAAUAACUAUAACUCUUAAAGUUGAACGCAUUGUAGCCGAUGCUAAACCUCAAUUGCUAGAUUAUUUCAGGCAGUUCUUUAUUGGUCUUCUCCAGCACUGUGCUGAGAGGCUUGGUUGGGAGCCUAAACCAGAAGAAAGUCAUCUAGAUGCAAUGUUGAGAGGAGAAAUUUUGACUGCCCUUGCUGUGCUUGGUCAUGAUUUAACACUGGAAGAAGGAAACAAGCGUUUUCAGGCAUUCUUAGAGGACAGGAAUACACCACUUCUCCCGCCUGAUACAAGAAAGGCAGCAUAUGUAGCUGUAAUGCAAGGGGCAAGCAAAUCUACUCGAUCCGGUUAUGAUUCCCUUUUGAAAGUAUACAGAGAAACUGACCUUAGCCAGGAGAAAACACGAAUUCUUGGCUCUCUGUCAUCUUCACGUGAUCCAGAGCUAAUUCUUGAAGCUCUUAACUUUAUGUUGUCAUCUGAGGUUCGGAGCCAGGAUGCCGUUUUUGGACUUGCUGUUAAUAGAGAAGGACGAGAUGUAGCUUGGUUAUGGCUUAAGGACAACUGGGAACACCUCACAAAAACAUAUGGUUCAGGAUUUCUGAUAACUCGCUUUGUCAGUGCAGUUGUCUCACCGUUUGCUUCCCUUGAGAAGGCCAAGGAGGUAGAAGAAUUCUUUGCAAGCCAUGGUACGCCUUCCAUUGCUAGAACUUUAAAGCAGAGCCUUGAGCGGGUUAAUAUCAAUGCAAACUGGGUUGAGAGUAUUAUGAUUGAAGAAAGCCUUACUGAUGCUGUGAGGGAACUGGCAUACAGAAAAUAUUAGUCUUGCUGUGUUUUCUGAGCAUGCUACUUAAACUCUCUUCACUCUGGCAAUCUUACUGUCUUCGCUGAGCAUGAACCUCGCGAGUUACCUCACCAAGGAAUAAAAAUAGACUCUAUGUCAUUUCGUGGGUUUAAUUAUAUCAAUUUUUUGUGUCCUUUUUAAAUGUGGGUUUUUUUUUUGUUAUUUAAAAGUGACCGAUUUUACUCCAGUUAACAUGAUAAAUGUGACAAAUAGAUUCUCACAAUAUUGUUAGACUGGUUUUUAUACU
This is a messenger RNA of Vigna unguiculata (cowpea), 2985 nucleotides long. It is a transcript of the gene APM1, whose product is annotated as aminopeptidase M1. The record is from RefSeq and is a predicted model, not a curated record. NCBI's taxonomy places the organism in Eukaryota, Viridiplantae, Streptophyta, Magnoliopsida, Fabales, Fabaceae. Gene Ontology annotation, molecular function: peptide binding; metalloaminopeptidase activity; zinc ion binding. Gene Ontology annotation, biological process: proteolysis; peptide catabolic process. Gene Ontology annotation, cellular component: membrane; cytoplasm.